GUCGCGCGUAUUUUUAGAUCUCUCACUGAUAGCAUUGUCUAUUAGUAUUGGCUUUGCCACCUGUUUCCAAUCUUGCACCAUUUUCUUCGGGAAUCUCUAACCUCUCGCUCUCGCCUAAUGUCCAGCCAUUGUUGGUCUUGGAGCUGCAUCUAUGACUGGUCGGCUCGACACAUCGACUGUUAAACCAUCCCGGCACUGAUGCGCACAGUAGCUCGUUGACUCGACAGCAAGCAUUCUCCCCACAGCUGAACAUAUCUUCCCCCCGUGAUUAUCAAUCGCAUCGCUGUCAGAUUCCCCUGCCGAUUUACCCUCUUAAAAUCCGCCUCAAGAUGUUCUCUCAACGGCGCAUGAGACUUUUGGUCAUUGCCGUGCUGGUGAUCCUCGGCGUGACCUGGUACUACUCGAGCGACGCCCGGAGUGUCCAGAAUCAGCAAUUCUAUCGCUCCACCGUGGCGGCCAUGAAUGCCCAAAAGCAGGCCAAGGAAGCCCAGGCCGCAGCAGCCAACAUCCCCGCCCCGAACCGCAACCCCAUCAAGGAAGAUUUGAAGCAUCCCAUGGUCGAUGAUAAGAUCGCACCGGCGAUCCCCAAGGCCAACCCGGCAGACCACCUGGAAGAGAUCCCGAUCGCGGGACGGACUAAGAUGACCGUGUCGAAGAAACCGGAGGAGGAGGAGGAGGAGGAGGAGGAGAAGGAGGAGCUGGAGGAGAAGCAGCAGUCGCAGCAGCCGCAACAACAGCAACAGCAAGAACAACCAAAGCAGCAGGAGUCUAAGCCGCAGCAGGCCGAGGCAGAGGACGACGCCGAGGCGGAAGCGCAUGCGCAUGCAGUGGCCGAGUUGAAUGAUAUCCUGAAACGGGCGCCGAUCAUAAUCUUUUCUAAAUCGUACUGCCCCUACAGCGCCAAAGCUAAGUCCAUUCUGCUGGAUCACUACUCCAUCACCCCUGCGCCUUUCGUCGUGGAAUUGGAUCAGCAUCCCCAUGGUCGGAUGUUGCAGGCCGUGCUGGCCGAGACUACAGGUCGUCGGACUGUCCCUAACGUGUUGGUCAAUGGCAAGAGUAUUGGGGGUGGUGACGACGUGACGGCCCUCGACGGGCGCGACGAAUUGACAUCAACCUUGAGGGACCUGGGUGGUAAGUGGGUCCAAGAAGUCCACCGUAAGGACUCAAGCGACUAGAAUUUUUGGGCGGACUGAGGCAUCUGGACUCGAUCUAUUUACGGUAUGCAUGCAUUGGGAUUGUGUGUUUCACCAUUCGCAUUGGUUAUUGCUGCCAGGCAGGUCAUGAUCACAGACCGAUUUGAGGAUUCCCUACGGAAAAGCUUUCAGGACUUUGAUGCAUUUCAUUCUGCGUACAUAAUUGGGAUCAUGUGAUAAUUAACAGGAA
Aspergillus aculeatinus CBS 121060 is the source of this 1383-nucleotide messenger RNA. RefSeq names its product glutaredoxin. The transcript has 3 exons. Bases 330 to 1175 code for a protein of 281 amino acids. The record is from RefSeq and is a predicted model, not a curated record. Gene Ontology annotation, cellular component: fungal-type vacuole; cis-Golgi network; cytoplasm. Gene Ontology annotation, biological process: cellular response to oxidative stress. Gene Ontology annotation, molecular function: glutathione disulfide oxidoreductase activity. Lineage: Eukaryota; Fungi; Ascomycota; Eurotiomycetes; Eurotiales; Aspergillaceae.